Molecule: messenger RNA, 1476 nt
Organism: Knipowitschia caucasica
Lineage: Eukaryota; Metazoa; Chordata; Actinopteri; Gobiiformes; Gobiidae
Source: the annotation of a GenBank genome assembly
AUGGCUUAUCCUCAGGGCUACUUGUACCAGCCAUCGGCGUCCCUAGCGCUGUACUCAUGUCCCGCAUACAGCACCAGUGUCAUCACGGGACCCCGGACUGAAGAACUCGGGAGAUCCUCGUCUGGAUCUGCUUUCGCACCUUAUGCCGGAUCUACCGCCUUCACCAGCGCCUCACCGGGGUACAAUUCCCAUUUGCCGUACAAUGCAGACGCAGCUGCGGCCGCCACAUUCACCUCGUAUGUGAGCUCCCCAUACGACCACACCACGGGUAUGGCAGGUUCCAUAGGAUACCACCCGUAUGCCGCGCCACUGGGCACGUACCCAUACGGCGACCCAGCCUACAGGAAGAACGCCACACGGGACGCCACGGCAACGCUCAAGGCCUGGCUGAACGAGCACAGAAAGAACCCGUACCCCACCAAAGGAGAGAAGAUCAUGCUCGCCAUCAUCACCAAGAUGACCCUCACACAAGUGUCCACCUGGUUCGCCAACGCCAGGAGGAGACUCAAGAAGGAGAACAAGAUGACGUGGACCCCCAGGAACCGCAGCGAAGACGAGGAGGAGGACGAGAAUAUUGAUUUAGAGAAAAACGACGAUGAUGAGCCCUGCAAACCUCUAGACAAGGGAGACUCCACCGACACAGAAGCAGAUCACAAACUCUUAAACCCUGGGGACUUAGGCUAUGACCGGUUUAAAGAAGAGAGCCAGGGCAAAGACACGGAACCUCUCCUUAGCGACUCGGAACUAAAGGACACAGAGGAGCGAACUAGUUCUGCAGAGUUGCACCCAGACUCAGCCAGACCCACCACGUCCUCUCCAUCCACGGUUUCCAGAGCGAGUGUCACGCUUCAAGACAAACCGUCAGACCUGAGCCUCGCACCCGCCUCAGUGACAAGCAACGUGACGUCUGUAAUCCACUCGCCCCCCUCGGCCCCCAAACCAAAGCUGUGGUCCCUCGCGGAGAUCGCCACGUCCUCGGACAGAUGCAGUAAAAGUGGCAACAGCGACGCGUCCCCUGCGCAGAGUUCCGUGAUGGGCUCGAGCGCGUCCCCGUCUCGGUCUAGUCCCCAGUGCGCGCUCCCGAACAGCACGGUCCUCUCGAGGCCUCUGUACUACACGACCCCCUUCUAUCCUGGCUACACGAACUAUGGGGGCACUUUUGGACACUUGCACAGUAACCAUGGCUCGGGGUCCUCGCCGCAUUUCAAUGGAAUAAAUCAGACUGUGUUAAAUAGAGCCGAAGCGCUGAUGGGACUCUGUGGUGGCCUCUUUCCUGCUCUACAACAAACCGUCCCAUCUCGCUCCUCCCAUUCUGAUGCCCAGAGUGUGUCGCACAGACUGGAGAAGAAGAAAAGGCGACGAGAAGAGAUAGUGUUACCCCUCCUCCCUUUGGCUGUUAACCCUACUGACCUGAUGGGCAUGAGAAUGGAGCUGCAGGAGUCGCUUGGCAGAGUGCAAGCACAAUGGGCAGUUUAA